AGCCUUAUGUUUAUUUAUAAGUAGCGAUGAUUAGAUGAGCAUUUCUAUUUAUUUAUAUACGUCCAGUCUAAAAAUUAACAAACGUAGCCUGCGGUUUAAAACAAAUAACCUGCAGAAUUACAAAACAUUUGACUGAUAGAAAUUUGAGCCCAUGGAUAAGUCUAAGAACUUUCGAAUCGAUGCUUUACUGGCGGAGGAAUCGCAACGGAUAAUUCGGGACGGUUCUCCGCGCAGUGAUCCAGACGAAACCAAGCCCUUGAUAUGCAAACGGCCAGAAAAUUCUCCUCUUCGAGGUAGUUCGGGUGCAGUCCAGCAGCAAACAGGAAUCGUACCCAAACCCGGCUUGCUGAACAUCUCCCAUCCGGGACUAACUUCUUUAUCCCAAGGAACGAUGCCAGGAAUGUAUCCCGCGCCUAUGUACUCUAUUACGGCUCUAGGAGCGCAGCAUCCCGCUUUCACGUACUCCGGAUUUACGCAGCCCUAUCCGGAGCACCUGAAAGCAGCGGCCAUCGCGGGACAGUUCCCCUUAGAGCACUGGUUACGGGCCGGAAUAAUGAUGCCUCGACUUGCAGAUUUUAAUGGGUCACCCCAGUCAGGAGUCAUGGGCAAGUGCCGAAGACCUCGCACUGCCUUCACCAGCCAGCAGCUUCUGGAGCUGGAAAACCAGUUCAAAGUGAACAAGUACCUGUCCCGACCCAAGCGCUUUGAAGUGGCCACCUCACUAAUGCUGACUGAAACACAGGUUAAGAUCUGGUUCCAGAACCGGCGCAUGAAGUGGAAACGCAGCCGCAAAGCCAAAGAGCAGGCGCCGCAGCUGGAGGCCGACAGCGGCAAGCGAGCCGGCAAAGCCGGAGACGGCCGCCGCUGCAGCGCCCACGACGAUGACGAGGAGCUGGAAGAGGAAGAGGAAGAGGACGAAGGGUUUGGAGGGCCCCUAAGUACUGCAGUGGGUCUCUCGCAUGCCGCAGACUUUCUCCAACACAGUUCUGAACUAAGUUACAGCUCUCAUGGGUCUUAUUCAGACGACGACCUGGAGGAGAUUGGCGUGGACAGGAAACUUGGAGUUGGGCUAUGAAGAAAUGACGGCGGCUACUGCAGAUCACAGUCCUGAAUAUCCUGUAUAGUGUAAUAGCUUGAUGCAUCAGUAGCCUUUAUCAGAGAUGCCAUUCUUGCAGUGGCUGAUGUCAUUCAUCAAAAUCACUUAUACAGUCCACGUGACAGCCUUUGCAGGCUGUCAUAAGGCCAAUGAUGGCAUACUGUAAGUAUUGAUUCUCCACUUAGUGUGCACUUAAUUCCCUGGAAGCCAGCUUAUAAAAUGCUAGUUUGUCCCAAAUAGCAAUAUUUCGUGCUGUAAAAAAAAGUCUAUGUUCUCAGGCAAGCAUUUUGGAAUAGGAAAACUGUGUGAGAAGUAGGACUAAAUUUCUACUGAAUGCCAAAUGCUUACUUUUGUAUUGCAUAGACUCUGAUCUGUACUGAAAAGUGAACAAAACAGCAUGUGUAUAACUACACUGUAUUCAUGCGAGGAUUACGGUGUAAUGCUAAGCUUUUGUUACUCAGCCUUUUUCUCACUGAACCCAUGCAUUGACUGAAUAACACAGCAGAACUGGUAAAUCCUCAACAACAGCAAAAUGAAAAAAAAAAAAGUUACAGAAAAAGUUGAGCAAUGUGUUAUUUAGUCAGUAGUCUGUCAUGUUUGUUAUUGGUGUUGUCCUUUAUGAUAUUUAUGUAUUAUAGAUUAUAUCUAAUUUAUUCAUGGUAAAACAAAGCAGUAAUUAUUCUGUAACUGACAAAUGUCUGUUAAAUUAAAAGCAAAAUAAACAGAAGAAACACAAAAUUAGACUCCAUUUAUGCUGCUAAUGUUAUUUCUUUUUUAAGAUGAGCUAUUGUCUCCUUUAUACUUGUACACUUUGCAUUGCAUUAUGAAUGUGUUUUGCCUAGAAACCAGUGUCAUGCGGUUUCAGGGUUGUAAAUUCCUUUUCUCCUGUUUAACCUCCAGCUGACAACGAUAGUGAUUAAAACACUGAGCAA
Messenger RNA from Electrophorus electricus (electric eel), 2028 nucleotides. It is a transcript of the gene mnx2a, whose product is annotated as motor neuron and pancreas homeobox 2a. Gene Ontology annotation, molecular function: DNA-binding transcription factor activity, RNA polymerase II-specific; sequence-specific double-stranded DNA binding. The record is from RefSeq and is a predicted model, not a curated record. Gene Ontology annotation, biological process: regulation of DNA-templated transcription; neuron projection morphogenesis; spinal cord motor neuron cell fate specification. Lineage: Eukaryota; Metazoa; Chordata; Actinopteri; Gymnotiformes; Gymnotidae. Gene Ontology annotation, cellular component: nucleus.